This is a messenger RNA of Arabidopsis arenosa, 1593 nucleotides long. NCBI's taxonomy places the organism in Eukaryota, Viridiplantae, Streptophyta, Magnoliopsida, Brassicales, Brassicaceae. The record is from the annotation of a GenBank genome assembly.
GAUAUCUCCAAAGGAAAAAAUUCUCAUAAUUUUCUCAAGAAAGAGAGAAAAAAAAAAAAGAAAAAAACUUGUUUUAGAGACAUGAGAGGUGUACCAAACUACCACCACUCUUACACCUUCUUGUUCUUCCUCUUCUACGUCUUAAUUCUGUUCCCUGCUUUCUCUAUCUCUGCCAACACUUUGUCGGCUACAGAAUCUCUAACUAUCUCAAGCAACAACACCAUUGUGUCUCUUGGUAAUGUCUUCGAGCUUGGUUUCUUCAAACCGGCUUCAAAUUCUCGUUGGUAUCUUGGGAUUUGGUACAAGACAAUCUCUAAGAGAACCUACGUAUGGGUUGCAAACAGAGACACUCCUCUCUCUAGUUCCGUCGGAACUCUCAAAAUCUCCGACAAUAAUCUCGUAGUUUUGGAUCAGUCCGAUACACAAGUUUGGUCGACGAAUCUGACCGGAGGAGAUGUGAGAUCUCCGGUGGUGGCAGAGCUUCUUGAUAAUGGUAAUUUUGUGCUUAGAGACUCCAAGAACAACAAUCCAGAUGGAGUUUUGUGGCAGAGUUUCGAUUUUCCGACAGAUACUUUACUUCCGGAGAUGAAACUGGGUUGGGAUCUCAAAACCGGGCUCAACAGAUUCAUUAGAUCAUGGAAAUCUCCAGAUGAUCCAUCAAGCGGCGAUUUCUCGUUCAAACUCGAGACCGAAGGCUUCCCUGAGAUUUUUCUAUGGAACAGAGAAUCACGGGUGUACCGGAGCGGUCCAUGGAAUGGAAUCCGGUUUAGCGGUGUACCGGAGAUGCAACCAUUUGAAUACAUGGUUUUCAAUUUCACAACGAGUAAAGAAGAAGUGACGUACUCAUUUCGAGUCACUAAAAGCGACAUUUACUCGAGGUUAAGCCUAAGCUCCACGGGAUUGUUACAAAGAUUCACUUGGAUUGAGACAGCACAGAAUUGGAACCAAUUUUGGUACGCACCAAAAGACCAAUGUGAUGACUACAAAGAGUGUGGGAUUUAUGGUUAUUGUGACUCGAACACAUCACCGGUUUGUAAUUGUAUUAAAGGGUUUAAGCCAAAGAAUCCGCAAGUGUGGGGGUUGAGAGACGGGUCAGAUGGGUGUGUGCGAAAGACGGUGCUGAGCUGCGGUGGUGGAGAUGGGUUUGUGCGGUUGAAGAAGAUGAAAUUGCCGGAUACUACGACGGCUAGUGUAGACAGAGGAAUUGGUGUUAAAGAAUGUGAACAGAAAUGUUUAAAAGAUUGUAAUUGCACGGCGUUUGCGAAUACGGAUAUUCGUGGUGGCGGGUCGGGUUGUGUGACUUGGACCGGAGAGCUUUUUGAUAUCCGGAAUUAUGCCAAAGGAGGUCAAGAUCUUUACGUUAGAUUGGCUGCUACUGAUCUCGGUUAGUUCCUUCUCCACUAUCUAUUAGACUAUGGACAUAUGUUUGGUUUUUAUUUUCCACAUUUACUUUUGCUAAGUAACGGUUGAUAGAAUGAUAGUGUAGAAUGAUUUGUCGUCUUCCCAUCUAAAUUUUUGAUUAUAAUGCCACAAAACAUGUUUAGUUUUGUUUUUGUAAUCUUCAAGAAGUUUCAAAAAAUGUAAACAGUUUUA